Messenger RNA from Quercus lobata, 1326 nucleotides. RefSeq names its product PROTEIN TARGETING TO STARCH (PTST). NCBI's taxonomy places the organism in Eukaryota, Viridiplantae, Streptophyta, Magnoliopsida, Fagales, Fagaceae. The transcript has 9 exons. Bases 240 to 1133 code for a protein of 297 amino acids. The record is from RefSeq and is a predicted model, not a curated record.
CAUUGAUCACGUGCUCUUCUUCCCCAUUCUCCAAUCUUCCAUCGCGCCACGUGGCAGAACGACCUCCUAUUGCACGAGCUCCACCAGGUCUCUCUGCCACUCAUAUAAAUAAUCAAAAUCCUCACUCCAUUGAUUCCAUCAAACUCAACUCCCUCUCUACUACUCUGCCUCAACCAGCUUCAAACAAAUUAACGGUCUUCCUCAAAGUGCAGACUUUGUACUUCGAGGAACUCUUCAAGAUGGAGAUAGGUUCUGCAAGGUGUUGCCUUGACAAACAAGUGUCCUGGUUCUCAAGGAAUUUAAGAACAUUAGGUUGGGAAAAUAUUGACAAACUUCCAUAUAAUGUGGCUGCUUGGAAGUUAAGGAUGGGCUACCCAAGGUUGAUGUAUUUGCAUCAAUCUUCUAUGGGAAAGCAUCCCAUGGCCCAUGUGUUCUGGAGAAGAUAUUCCAUACCUGUUAGUUUGGAGGAAUCAUCAUCACUAAAGUCGAAGAAUUAUUCUAGUAAUGCUGAUGCAACUGAGUUGCCAGAGAAUCUUCUUGCUCAACCACUAAGCAGGGAUGAGUUAAAGUCGCUGCUGGCUGAUUCUGAAAGAACGAGGCUCAUUAGAAAACUAAGUGAAGCCAAUCAACAAAACCGCUUUCUCAAACGACAGUUACAUGUAAAGGAGGAUGCAUUAGUUAAUUUCAAAAGCAAACUUGCUGUCUUGGAACUUGAAGUUCAGGCUUUGGUCACACUCGCAGAAGAAAUAGCAAAAUCUGUCACUCCAGUAGGUUCAAGAAAGAUCAAUGGCAAAUACAUUCAAUCUCAUCUUCUUUCCCGAUUAGAAGCUGUAUGUGAAAAGCUGAAUGAACAGAUAAAAGAUGUGGAUGCUGCACGAUCCAAAGAGGUUCCCUUGUUCUGGAUUGGCAUGGCAGAGAGUGUGCAAGUAAUGGGAACCUUUGAUGGAUGGAGUCAAGGAGAGCACUUAUCGCCAGAAUACACCGGUUCUUUCACGAAGUUCUCAACAACAUUAAUGCUUAGGCCUGGAAGGUACGAAAUCAAGUUCUUGGUGGAUGGAGAGUGGCAUCUAUCCCCAGAAUAUCCUACCAUUGGAGAGGGACUAAUGGAAAAUAACUUGCUAAUUGUGGAAUAACUGUGCAUCUGUAGUUCUGGUUAAAAAAUGGUUAAUACAGAAAGUGAAUGACCUCUUUCUUAGUUUGAGCUUCUUUCAGGUUGUUUAUCAUAUUAUCUUGCUAGUUAGUUGGAUCAGCAUAGGAGAGAGAUAUCUGGUCUCAUUCUGCGUGUUUGACAGCUUGAGAGUAAUCCCAACUUGCUUGCCUUCUUCA